Molecule: messenger RNA, 1286 nt
Organism: Prunus mume (Japanese apricot)
Lineage: Eukaryota; Viridiplantae; Streptophyta; Magnoliopsida; Rosales; Rosaceae
Product: Chaperone DnaJ-domain superfamily protein
Source: RefSeq, a predicted model, not a curated record
GAGGUGAAAAACUCUCACAAAAUGAGAGGUGAAAACUACACAGAAAACCUAGAGAGUCUCUGCGGCUUAUUUCAAACAUGAAUAAACCGCAAAAAAAGGAUGGUGAUAAAGAUUAGAUUUAACACCGAAAUGCAAGUAGAGAUCUGACGCCGAGACAGGUAGAUCCUUGUUCUUUAAAAUUCAAAUCAAAUUAUAUGUUACUAUGUACACGGGCCAAUGGUAUCAAACAAAAAGUCGUGAAAGGAAAAACAAUAGGGGUUAAAUUGAAAAUUUGGGUAAAAUUAGGAGACAAGAUUGAAAUUUGCUUGCCCAUUUUUCCUGAAAGUGAAUUGCAAGCAAACUGCAAAACCAUGGCAAAAAGGAAGCGGCUAUGGCUCUGCCACGAGGUUGAAUUUACCAUAUAUUUACAUAAACGAAUUGAAUUGAUAAACCCCUCUGAACUCACUCCUUCACUCCAAUUCCAUGGCCAUGCCAACAGAAAAUUAAACAAUCACAAACAAAACAUCGAUUGAAAAUCAUCAAAUUCCAAAACCAAUGGACCACUACAAGGUUCUGGGGUUGCCAAGGAGCGCGAGCAAAGAAGAAAUCAAGGAAGCAUUCAGGAAACUGGCGGUGAAGCUGCACCCAGACAAGCACUCCCACUCCCCCAAGGCCGUGAGGGAGAGCACCACCCUCAGAUUCAAGCAGGUCUCCGAGGCCUACCAGGUCCUCAUCGACGAUCGCAAGCGCGCCGACUAUAAUUUCCGGAGCUCUCGCUCCCACAAUUACAAUGCAAAUACUAGUAAUUACAGCCAUGGUUAUGGUUAUGGUUAUAGUGCUACCAAUUAUGGAGGCAAGUACAGACGAGCCUCCUCUGGAGGCUCUGGAGCUUCCUCUGCGUUUGAGAAUGUGCUUCGCUAUGUCACGACGCGAGCGUUUCUUCUGAAUCUCUCCGUUGCAGGGGCUUUCUUAGGCGGCAUGGUCGUUGUUAAUAGGGGCUGGGAUGCUCUAUGGAAGAUGCAUAAUGCUGAGAAAUCAUUUGAAGAAACAAUGAGAUCCCUUGAAAGAUCCAAAGCACGUAAAGAGAAGCCAUAGAAGGUGGCCAUUAAACCUAGUUUGCCUUCUUCUUAUUGUACUUAGAAGUCCUCUUGGUCAAAUCACCACAUUUGUGUGCAGAUAAAAGCAAAAAGUUCUCAUUAGUUUAUGAGGACAGAGUAUGUCGCUUUAUAAGUUUUUUCUUGUGAAACAAUAAUGUAUUUGUUCAUGUACAUAAAAAAAUAAUUACAAUAAAUGGAACAUUUUAAGUA